This is a messenger RNA of Anopheles coluzzii, 1300 nucleotides long. RefSeq names its product snRNA-activating protein complex subunit 3 (gene Pbp49). The record is from RefSeq and is a predicted model, not a curated record. Gene Ontology annotation, molecular function: RNA polymerase III type 3 promoter sequence-specific DNA binding; bent DNA binding; RNA polymerase II cis-regulatory region sequence-specific DNA binding. Gene Ontology annotation, cellular component: snRNA-activating protein complex. The coding region runs from base 130 to 1299 and encodes 389 amino acids. The transcript is spliced from 2 exons. Lineage: Eukaryota; Metazoa; Arthropoda; Insecta; Diptera; Culicidae. Gene Ontology annotation, biological process: snRNA transcription by RNA polymerase III; snRNA transcription by RNA polymerase II.
AACCGACAUUUCAACUAUUUUGACAACUUUUUUUGCUGCCUGCCAGCUUCUUUGCAGAACAAUCGACCCGGAAAAGUGAAUCUGUUGGCGAGGCUUCCGCAAUCCUUCCGCAAACAAUAGUGAAGCAAGAUGGAAAAUAUAUAUUGUCCAAGAACGGAGAAAGUGAUAUCCGUAUGGGAUGCGUUGGCUGAAUUCCAGAACGAACUGCAUCCUGAACGUCUGGACAGGAUAGUUGAGUCCGAUCACGAUAUAAUGGAAGCGAUGGGUCUGGACGGCAAUAUUGCAGAGUUCGAUAAGCUGCUGGAAUCGGUGGACGUGGGCCAACUGUCCAGCUCGAAAGAUGUACCCGUGAGAACGUUUCUCCCGCACAAGGUAUGCUCGAGGCCGAAACCUGCGGAAACGCCGGCUAAAGCCGCCCGCUUCAAUUGUGUGCAAAGGGUAACCGCUCGCAAAAGUGUGAAAGAUCAGCGCAAUAUAGACGUGAAGCUGCGAUACAACCGGCACAAAUACAUGGAGCGAAAGCAGGACUUGGAAACGCGCAAGGAUUUGACACCGUUCCGCGAAAUGGUGCUGGUUGUACGGUUCUACGAGCCCUUCAAAUACAAAGCAGGACGACGAUUGGGCCACCCAAAGUUUAGUCAAGAGUAUUACGUGCUUAGUUCACAGUAUUUGACAGAACUGAAGGACAAGAUAUUUUGCCACUGCGAUGCGGGGCCGUUCUAUGAGAUAAGCGGGGAUAGAACAGCGGAACCGACCGAGAAGCCACCGAAAUCGGGAUUCUUUUUCGUCCACGACACGUUCUACAAUGAUUUCCGGGAUGAUGCAAAUCAUGACUACUCGGGGGUGAUCCGGAAGUGGGCCGAUCGACAAUCUUUGAUCGGAGAGCUGAAGACGGCACGAAUGGAAGAUACACGCUUUGGAGAUUUGAAAUUUCGCUUGGGAUAUCCACAGAUGUAUCAGCACCAAGGAAAUUGCGAGCAUCUGUUCGUGAUAAGCGAUUGUCGAUUGUUGGCGGCGACAGACAUUCUGACGCGAUCCCGAUAUCCGUGGCUGAACUCUUACGGAUUUUCUCGAGAUGUCCCUUGCAACAUCUGUGGCCACUGUCAGGCGCAAUAUAUUGUACAGAACAGCACUCGACACAUCUUCGAUCCUGCCUACAUUUGUGAAAAUUGCCUCGAGACGUAUCAUUACACUGAGGAUGGAGAGAAAAUAGGAGACUUCGAGCUGCACCGGUACACCCUCACGAUGGUUCGUACUGACGAGGACGCAGACAGCGAGGAAGCAUCUACUUCACAAUAAA